CCGCAUCUCAACAAUCAGAAAAAUAUCUCCGACGAAGGAGAAGAGAAACACGAAAAUGGCGGAGAUUGGAGGAAUUGGCUGUGGCUGUCGCGGCGUUUCCGGUGGUAACUUCUCCCAUCCCGGAGGCUUCUCUUUGAAAUCUUGCUUCCUCGAGCAGAGAACGAGGCGGAAUCGAAACUUCUUACGAAGCGUCUCUAUCGUUCCUUCUUUCAAACGCGGUCGUUUAAUCACUAAAUGGAGCUCCGUCGCUGGGAACAGCCCAAUCUUCAGUAUGGAUGCUCGGGAGAAAUCAAGAUCAUUUGUGUUGGUAUCAUCACGGCACAAGAAAGUCCCUGUUUACGUGAUGAUGCCUAUUGAUACAUUUGGAAUCGAUUCUUCUGGCUGCCCUAUCAUUAAAAGGCUCAAGGCUUUAACUGUUUCUCUUAAGGCGCUCAAGUUAGCUGGUGUUCAUGGAGUUGCGGUUGAGGUUUGGUGGGGGAUUGUGGAGCGUUUCUGUCCUCUUGAGUUUAAAUGGUCGCUCUACGAUGAGCUCUUCAGGCUGGUUUCUGAGGCAGGGUUGAAGUUGCACGUUGCUCUUUGUUUUCACUCAAAUAUGCACUUGUUUCGUGGUAAAGGAGGUGUCAGUCUUCCACUCUGGAUCCGAGAGAUUGGGGAUGUUAAUAAGGAUAUAUACUAUCGAGAUAAAAACGGAUUCUCCAAUAAUGACUACUUGACACUUGGAGUCGAUCAACUUCCUUUGUUUGGUGGUCGCACUGCCGUCCAGUGCUAUGAAGAUUUUAUGCUCAGCUUUUCUAAAAACUUUGAACCAUAUUUUGGACACGUGAUUGAAGAAAUAAGCGUGGGUCUUGGUCCUUCUGGGGAGCUUAGAUAUCCUGCACAUCCUUUGGGAGAUGGGAGGUGGAAAUUCCCUGGUAUUGGUGAAUUUCAGUGCCAUGACAAAUACAUGAUGGAAGACUUAAUGGCAGUGGCUUCUCAAGAAGGCAAACCUCAAUGGGGAAGCAGAGAUCUUCCAGAUGCCGGCUGCUAUAAUAGCUUUCCAUCUGGGGUUCCUUUCUUUGAGGAGGGCCAUGACAGUUUUCUCUCUGACUAUGGUCGUUUCUUUCUAGAAUGGUACAGUGGGAAGUUGAUUUGUCAUGCUGAUGCGAUUCUUGCAAAGGCUGCCGAUGUUUUGCGGAGACGUCAGGAACAGGAGAAAAGCUCUGUAAUGUUGGUUGCAAAAAUUGGUGGAAUAUAUUGGUGGUAUAAGACAUCUUCACACCCUGCUGAACUAACUGCAGGUUAUUACAAUACCGAACUCAGGGAUGGUUAUGAUCCUCUCGCUUCUGUCUUGUCCCGCCAUGGUGCUGCUCUGCAUAUCCCGUGCUUGGAUAUGGCGGACUGUGAAACACCUGAGAAGUAUCUUUGCAGCCCUGAAGGACUGCUCAGACAGAUACACGAUGUUUCGAAGAAGAGGACAAUACAAGUGACUGGAAGAAACACAAGCGAAAGAUAUGAUGUGAUGGGACUAAGGCAAAUACGAGAGAACUGCCUGCAACCAAACGGGGAAACUGUAAGAUCGUUUACAUUUUUCAGAAUGAACGAGAAGAUCUUUAGGGUCGAGAACUGGAACAACUUUGUCCCUUUCGUUAGGCAGAUGAGUGCAGAUGUGUAAAACUACAGUAGCCAUUGGCGUUGUGUAUUUUUCUUUUGUUUGUUACAGAAGUGAUCCUUCCUCACCAUAUUGCUUUUUCAGAUAUGUGAUGAGGAUAGAUAAAUCAAAAUCAAAAUUGUUAUUAAGAUAUAGUUCUAGUUCCAUGGAAGAGACAAAGGUCUUGCAAAAGAAACCUUUCAUUGAUCAAAAAGUUACAUUAUCCAAUACAGAGAAAGUUCAAUCACAUAUACAUUUGGUUCAAAGGACUUGCCUAUCAGCAGCAUCAGCAACAAUGGGCAACCUAGGGAUGAGACCAAACAAGCAAGCAGAGAAACCAUAGAUCAAAGAGACAAGCAAGAAGAGGAACACAGUGCUGUCCAAACUCAUCACCACAUCCAAACCAAACCCAUCUCUGGGAUUAAAGCUCCUCUCAAGCAAAUCCGGGAAGAUCAACAGGACGUCGAGGACAAUGGCCUGCAUCGUGUUGAACCUAACGUACCUGCUGAAAUUCUGGUUUCUGACGACGACGAAGUAGAGAGUGAUGAAGAUGAGGAAGCCAUUGAAAGGGAAGCUUUUGAAGGCCUUGAUGGCGGGAAACAGAGGUUGUAUGAGGAUCUGGAAUGGUUGGUAUUGCGUGAUGAUGAAUUUACCGUAUUGAAUCCCGUCGAAGAAUGGGUAAAAGUAACAUACGGCUGAGAUGAGACGAUCUGAUGCGUCGACGGAAUCGUCUCCUUUUGAUCGGAGGAUGAGUGUGGAGGCUGCUCUUUCCCUUGAAAGUCUUGGUUUUGGGAAGUGGGGAUUAGGGUUUGGAGGGAGAGAAGAAGAACGACCGGUUAGGGUUAGGUUUCUGGUUAGAGAUGGUAAUGGAGAAAGAAGAUGAGAUAUUGUCAUUGCUCUGUCUUUUUG
Eruca vesicaria subsp. sativa (arugula) is the source of this 2536-nucleotide messenger RNA. The record is from the annotation of a GenBank genome assembly. NCBI's taxonomy places the organism in Eukaryota, Viridiplantae, Streptophyta, Magnoliopsida, Brassicales, Brassicaceae.